UUCAGUUGCAUUUGUGAAACGGUUCGGAACGGUUCGAAUGCUAAAAUAAAAACGCUCGCUUUAGUUGUAUUCAUAUGGCAAGUUUUAUGUUGGAAUAAAUAAGAUUUCUGAAUUUAUUUUCGGAAACAUUUAAGACAAAAAUAAUUCAAAAACUGUGAUAACUGCCGCUUCAAAGAGGAGAAAUCAAUUUGAAAUGCGAAAAAUUUCGUGGUUAUGGCUCAUAAUCGGUUUGUCCACACUCUUCGUUAUCGAAUGUGCAGAAAUAUGUAAGAAAAAAACUUAUGACACGCUACGUAACAAAAUUAUCGACGCCGAACGCUCGGUCGCAGUGGGCGGUAAUAUUUGGUUGACCUCGGCUGAGGAUAAAGCAAACAGCAUAUUAAUGAAUGCCAAACGAGCCGAGAUGGCGGAAGGUGUCAAAACACCAGAGAAAUUUCCACCCGCCAUGCAUUUCUUCCAAGGCAAACAGUAUUUGCGACAGAGUGAGGUCUUUCGUAUUAUACAAAAACUGCCCAAGGGGGCGCUACUGCAUGGUCACAAUACGGGUAUGGUCAGUUCACGCUGGAUCAUCACCAAUUUGACCACGCUGUAUAAUUUGUAUACCUGCCGAGAUGUAAAUGGUCUACUGAUGUUCACCUAUGAGCAGAGCAAAUGUCACAGUGAAGUACAAAACGUGUGCUUAGAGCGCAUUAAUGCUGAGGAUCGGCGACUCUACGAACGGCAACUGGAGAAACAUAUCAAUAUGUAUACUGUACAUCCGGAAUCCAUGAUUACCGAUAAGCGCAAGAUAUGGCAACGCUUCUAUAAUAUUUUCAAGAGUGUGGAAAAUUUUUACAGUUAUCAACCGGCCUUCUGUAAUUAUCACAAACGUUUGCUGGAAGAACUAUGCGAGGAUAAUAUAUUUUAUGCUGAACUGAGGUCACCACUUACGCCGCUAUAUGGCGAUAAUAAUCGCACAAUGAAUGCCCUGGAAGUAGCCAACGAAUUGGAAGCUAUCGUUGAGGGUUUCAAAGCACGUCACCCAGACUUUGUGGGACUCAAGGUGAUCUAUACGAAACCAAAUCAAGGCACAGUGGAUGAAAUGGCACAGCAUUUGAUAACCUUUAAGCAAUUGCAUGAUGCCAAGCCGAAUUUCAUUAUUGGCUUUGAUUUGGUUGGACAAGAAGAUACCGGUGAUCCGCUGCAUAAAUUCGUCAAUGAGUUGACCGACAUGCCACCAACUGCCAACUUUUUCUUUCACGCUGGAGAAACUAAUUGGUUUGGAAAAACCGAUUGGAAUCUAAUGGACGCUUUGCUGCUCAACACUAAACGUAUCGGUCACGGUUAUGCACUGCCGAAACAUCCAAAUAUUUGGUCCACCGUCAAGAAACGUAACAUUGCCAUCGAAGUUAGUCCGAUUUCUAAUCAAGUAAUGGGUCUGGUGUGGGAUUUGCGCAAUCAUCCCGCUACAUUUCUUAUAGCCGAAAACUUUCCGAUUGUCAUAACUGCCGAUUAUCCAGGCAUUUGGAAUUCGAAGGGAUUGAGUUACGAUUUCUAUUAUGCCUUCAUGGCGCUGGCGCCAGCUGAGGCAGAUUUGCGGUUUCUCAAACAACUCGCUUUGAAUUCGAUAAAAUACUCCAUUUUAACAUCAGAGGAACGUCGUAAAAUAAAUCGAGUUUUCCAGAAGAAAUGGGAAGAAUUCAUUUAUAAUGUGAUUAACUUGAGAUUCUAAAAGUAACGAGUUUAUUAAUUAAGUCAUAUUUAUCAAAUCAGUAUUAUAGUACUACUAAGAUUAGCGCCUAACAGUGUAAUAAAUUUUUAGCAAUUUUACUAAAAUACUAA
Bactrocera tryoni is the source of this 1821-nucleotide messenger RNA. RefSeq names its product adenosine deaminase 2 (gene Adgf-D). The record is from RefSeq and is a predicted model, not a curated record. The transcript has 8 exons. Bases 194 to 1711 code for a protein of 505 amino acids. Gene Ontology annotation, biological process: inosine biosynthetic process; adenosine catabolic process. NCBI's taxonomy places the organism in Eukaryota, Metazoa, Arthropoda, Insecta, Diptera, Tephritidae. Gene Ontology annotation, molecular function: adenosine deaminase activity.